UUCAAUUCAAUGCAAUGCAAUGCAAUCCUGGACCAAGUGAUAAAUACCAUUUGUUUUCCGCCUCCAGGACACCAUCUAUCCUGCAUAAAAAAGAAUAGUUUCAUUCAUUCACCAUGACGAGCUUAUCCAAACCGAUCGUCUUCUAUGACAUCGCCAUGCGUCCCCCGCGGGAGAAAAGCUGCUGCUCGCCAAACCCCUGGAAAUCCCGACUAGCACUCAAUUUCAAAGGUCUCUCCUACUCGACCACCUGGGUGCCGUUGCCCGACAUUGAAAAGGUCCGCCGCAAUCUCAACGUCCCGGCCUGUCGCAAAUUUGCCGAUGGCACCGACUUCUUUACCCUGCCGAUCAUCGAAGACCCCGCGACGAAUGCGUCGGUCGGCGACUCCUUCGAUAUUGCCGUCUACCUCCAGAACACGUAUCCGAACUCGGGCGCCGGCGAUCUCUUCCCGCCGCAGACGCUCGACUACGACUUCAAGCAUCCGAUGAUCCUGAUCCCGCUCUCGGAGUGUCGCGACAGUCAAUUUCCCGAAUACGCCAAGUUCAAUAUGAACGUCGACGCCGCCUUUACCGCACACACCCAGCUGGCGGUGCAUGGCUUCCCGUUCGAUCCCGCGACGGUCGAAGCUACUCGGGCGGAAUUCGUCCGGCGCGCGGGGGUGACAUGCUGGGAGGAUUUUGCGUUGGUGGGCGAGGCGCGAGAGAAGGUGAUGGAGUCGUUCCGAGAUACGCUGGGUGGUCUGGCCAAGCUCUUCUUGAGGGACACAAGUGGGCCCUUUCUCCUCGGCACGAGGGCGAGUUAUGCAGACUUCACCGUCGGUGCGUGGCUACGCAUGAUGCACGCAACCCUACCGGAAAGUGAAUGGAAGGAGGUGAGCAGUUGGCAUGACGGAAUUUUUGGGCGGUUGCAUGAUGCGUUGGAGGUCUAUGCCGAGGUGAAAUAGGGUUGAAAAGGAUCCCUAAUGAUUGGAAUGGUUUUAUGAUCAGCGAAUAAAGGUAAAAGGUUACGAUAUUCAUUUGGGUUACGUUUCGAAGGGGGGGAUAUAGCGAUCAUAGAGGGCAGUAGUAUGGAUUUGCGUCGGGUGGAAAGAAAUACCAACAACACCGUGGCAACCCUGAGGGAAAGGGCCACCACGUCAUAGCUAAUAUAACAACUAUUCUUAAUUUCAA
Aspergillus caelatus is the source of this 1167-nucleotide messenger RNA. RefSeq lists its product as uncharacterized. The record is from RefSeq and is a predicted model, not a curated record. The coding region runs from base 114 to 941 and encodes 275 amino acids. The transcript has a single exon. Lineage: Eukaryota; Fungi; Ascomycota; Eurotiomycetes; Eurotiales; Aspergillaceae.